AUGGAUGAUGUUGCCCUGGACAACAGAAGCCCCAAUGCGUUGGAAAGCAACCACACGCUCGCUGGGGAGAUUGGCCGAGAGCAAGAACCAAGCACAACCCAACGCAAGAAACCUCCCUCGUUCUACUUGUCGAUGCUUAUGCUUUCCCUGAUCACGAUCAUCGUCUCAUGGGACGCAACGGCACUCUCAGUAGCACUGGCGACCAUCACCAGUCCAUUACAGGGCACAACGUUCCAAUCCUUCUGGGCAAGUAUUGCUUUCACCCUGGGUGUGGCCGUGACGCAACCCAUCUAUGCCAGCGUGUCGGAUGUCCUGGGUCGCAAGCUACCUUUGUACGUCGCGAUGGAGGGGGUGGCUUGGACGUGCUCGAGACGAUCAUUCUCACCGAUAUCACCACCUCUUGAUGCAGCCAAGUCCAUUCUCCCGUUCUGUCUUCUUCUUGUGGCGUUGAGUAUCAUCACAUCGGUGGUGAUAGACUGGACCCGUCGAUAUCGGCUAGCUUUCUGGCUGGGUUGGAUCCUGACUACCGUGUUCUUGGGUCUCUUAUAUCGGGUCGGCCGAGAUACCAGCCGAGCGGAGUUGACUACCUUCCAGGUGUUUCUAGGGAGCGGUAUCGGCAUCAUUCUAACCGCCGGCACCGUCGCCAUGCUGGCCAGUGUGACCCGCGUGGAUGAUGCCGGACUAGCCGUGGGGCUCCUUCUUGUGUUUCGCAUUCUGGGCUCCCUCCUGGGCCUCGCGAUCGCCUCGACCGUCUUCAGCUCUAUUUUCCAGAAAAGCAUAGCGGCGAUUGGUACUUUGCCGGGGUCCUUGAGCAUUCUGAAGGAUUCGAGUCGAGCGGUUGACUUCAUCCCGGAGUUGCGAACUCUGGAUCUGUCUAAUGAUGUGAUGGAUCGAGUAAUUGAUGCCUACCAGAAAACGUUCCAGGCGAUCUGGCUCGUCCUAGCAUGUAUCGCGGCACUGGCUUCGCUCAUAUCAUUCUUGAUUAGACAUCUGACCCUGGAAAAAGAGGAAGUUGGCAGGCAGGGGUUCCAGUCGUCUUCAUAA
This is a messenger RNA of Aspergillus ibericus CBS 121593, 1044 nucleotides long. RefSeq lists its product as uncharacterized. Gene Ontology annotation, biological process: transmembrane transport. Bases 1 to 1044 code for a protein of 347 amino acids. The record is from RefSeq and is a predicted model, not a curated record. The transcript has 3 exons. Gene Ontology annotation, molecular function: transmembrane transporter activity. NCBI's taxonomy places the organism in Eukaryota, Fungi, Ascomycota, Eurotiomycetes, Eurotiales, Aspergillaceae.